Molecule: messenger RNA, 1152 nt
Organism: Aspergillus calidoustus
Lineage: Eukaryota; Fungi; Ascomycota; Eurotiomycetes; Eurotiales; Aspergillaceae
Source: the annotation of a GenBank genome assembly
AUGCUGUCCCCACUUUUGCGCGUUGCGGAGAUUCAGUCUUGGCGGUGGUGUGCCAGAAAUUUUUUUGUUUCCUCCCAUCGCGAUAAGAAACUUGAUCCAACAAUCAGCGCAGCACCUCCCGCACAGUCCUCUUAUAUAUCGACGAAUCUCGACCUCUCUCGGCUUGAGCUGCCGUUGACGAACGAAAAGAAAAUAACGCCAUUAUCCUUAUCCCAAAUCGAUGAUUGUAUAAUCGCAACGGCCGACGACGAACGCUCCCCGACUGAGAGCGAGUCUACCUCUCUACCUACCUCCUACAACAUCCACAACGCAAUUUCAAUCACCAAAAUGACCACAAUAUCCACCGCCCCGCAAAAGAAAAUCGACCCGUACGCCUACCUAAUACGCCACGGUUGGUCUGGCACAGGCAACCCGCUAAACCCGGACCGCGCAGGGGGCUCACGCGGCGGGCUGGGCCUCACGAAACCGAUCCUUGUCGCGCGACGGAGCGGGAACCAGGGCGUUGGCAAGAAGACGACGAAGGACCCGACGAAUCAGUGGUGGCUGCGGGGCUUCGAGGAUGCGCUCAAGGGGGUUGGCACGGAUGCCGCUGCUAACGCAGCAAGUGGGAGUACGGCGGGGAAGGCGAAUGCAUUGACGAGUGAGCUUUAUCGGUUUUUUGUUAGGGGGGAGGUUAUUCGGGGGACGUUGGGGGAUGAUGUUAACAAGGGUGACGUCGUGGAUAAGGCGAAGACGAAGAAGAGGAAGAGGGACGAAGGUGAUGAGGGGGUGAGGGAGACGAAAGAGGAGAAGCGCAAGCGGAAGGAGGAAAAGAGAGCGAGAAAGGCGGAGAAGGAGGCGAGGAGAGAGGCUAGGAGGGUAAAGAAAGAGGAGAAGAGGGCGAAAAAGGAGAAGAAGGCCUUGAGGGCUCUGGCGAAGAAACGUCCUGAGGAAGAUUAUCCCACGCCGGUGUCGAUGGAUCUGGAUCCAGCGGAUAAUGGGCAGGGGGCGGAGAUGCCUUUGGAUUUGGAGAAGUUGGCAAAGCUGAAGAAGAAGGAAAAGAAGGAAAAGAAAAAGGAUAAAGAAGGCAAGAAAGUGAAGAGCAGAAAGCAGGACUCUUCUUCGUCAGACGAGACCUCGAAGCGGAAAUCAAAAAAGAGCAAAACGAGCUAA